This is a messenger RNA of Pieris napi, 2506 nucleotides long. RefSeq lists its product as uncharacterized. The record is from RefSeq and is a predicted model, not a curated record. Gene Ontology annotation, molecular function: protein dimerization activity. The coding region runs from base 486 to 2438 and encodes 650 amino acids. Lineage: Eukaryota; Metazoa; Arthropoda; Insecta; Lepidoptera; Pieridae. The transcript is spliced from 2 exons.
CUGCUCCCCAGUGUUGCCAACUUAGUGGAUAUUCCACUAGAUCUGGUGGUUUAGAUAUACGUUUUAGCGGGCGAAUUUUGGUUUUAGUGGCUAGUGGAUUUUUCUAGUGGUUUAGUUUGUUUCAUUCAGUGGGAUGCUACGACAUUUAACCACUAGCACGAUUGAUAUCUUUAUAGGAAAAGACGAAAACAUUUACCUUAUUAAGGAAUAUUUUGUCAUUAUGUAGGCAACUCUGUAAAAUUACGUUGGUUAUUCUCGGGAAUUUCCCGAAACAAGUUUAUGAAUUUCUUAAAUUAUUUUGAUUAUGGACUUUAUUCGUAUGACUAAUAGGUCAAAUUUGAUUUGAAUUAAUGAGAUUUGUAUGUGUUCGUUUCGUAUGCAUGCACAAAAAUAGAAAUACACAACACAGAUACUUAGUAGUUUUGGUUAUCCUAUGCAUCGGAGUGUUUGUUUAAAAUUCAAGUUUAGUUUAUUUUUAAAACAAAAUGCCAAAAGCGCAAUAUACGCAAAAGUUCCGGGAUUGUUGGUUACGGGACUCCCAAUUAAAGGACUGGCUGCAAGUGGUAGAAAGUACAGCUGGUCCAAUUGCAAAGUGCAGAUUAUGUGGCUCUGUAUUGAGAAAUCAUUACGGAGAUUUAAAGAAUCACGGAUUAUCGAAAAAACACUUGCAAAAUUCAAAGAUUAUAGCUACGCAACCAAAGUUGCCUUUUAAACGAGAAGGCGUGGGAAAAAAGAAAGAAGAAGCUAGGCUAGCAUUAUUUACAGCAGCACAUACCAGCCUACGUGUAGUAGAUCAUAUGGGAGAAGUGGUGAAUCACAUGCACAAAGAGGACGAAAAAAUUCAUUUACAUAGGACAAAAUGUUCUCAAAUUAUAAAAAAUGUGCUAUCACCCCAUUUCGCUGAAAACUUAAAAGAAGAUUUGAAAGAUCAACCCUAUAGUUUAUUGAUAGACGAAUCGACCGAUAUUUCCGUUCACAAAUAUCUGGGAAUAAUAAUCAUUUAUUACAGCUGCAGUCACAAAAAAAUAAUGUCUACAUUUUUAGAUCUUCCAAUGCUGACCGAGUGUGAUGCAGAUGGGAUUGUUGGUACCAUAAAAGCGACACUCGCUAGAUUUAAUAUACCUCUACAAAAUUUAAUGGGCAUCGGAACAGAUAAUGCUUCCGUGAUGACCGGCGUCAAUAACGGUGUAUAUGCUAAACUGAAAAAGGAUUUGCCGAGUUUAGUUUUGGUGCGUUGCAUUUGUCACUCUCUGCAAUUGGCAGUAUCGGCAGUAACAAAGCAAUUUUUACCGAGAAAUCUCGAGUUUAUUAUUAAAGAAACAUAUGAUUGGUUCAAUCGAUCUUCGUCAAGGCAAGCGGCUUACAAAGAACUAUACAAACUUAUAAACGACGGUCAUGAUCCAUUAAAAAUUGUACAGUCUUGUCAAACUCGAUGGCUUUCUAUAGAGUCCGCAGUUGCACGCAUUUACGCACAAUGGUUGGAACUGAAAACACAUUUUAAUAUGGCCAAAUUGAAAGAAAGGUGUUACACAGCAGAAUUGCUGCAUGGAAUGUAUUCAGAUGACGUGAAUUAUGCGUACAUUUCAUUUAUGUAUCCAAUUCUCACUGAAAUUAACAGAGUGAAUAAAUUAUUUGAAUCGAAAGAUGCAGAUCAUACAAAACUGUACGACGAAUUGACAAAUUUGGUUGAUUCACUUGUUACCAAAAUAGUACUGCCGACCCAGAAGGUAGACGUUUUUACGCAAAACAUUAAAGAUUUUGUUGAUAAGAAAUGUUAUUUGGGGUACAGAUUCGAAUCUUUUGUGUCAACGAUGAGAGAAAAAGGACUUCCACGGAAUGAAGAAGAAAUGAUACGUAAUAGGUGCAUCCAGUUUAUUGUGCAGUUGGUUAAUGAACUGAAAAACAGAUUGCCCGAAAACUUAAAGCUCAUGAAAAAUAUGAAAAGAAUUAGUGUAGAUUGUGCACUGUCUCACAAUAAAGAGCCGAUCACUGACCUGAUCUUACAUUUUAAUAAAAAUCAAGAAUACAUAGCGAAAGUUGACGAGCAGUGGCGUCAAAUCCAUUUACUCAAAUGGAUAAAUACAAAAAAUACCAAGGAAUUUUGGUACGAGGUGCUGGAUUUCGAAGACAUUGCAGGAGAAAACCGAUUUGAAGAUUUAGCCACGUUUGCUAUAUCUUUAUUAGUUUUACCGCACUCUAAUGCUGAAGUAGAGCGAUUAUUCAGCAUGAUGAAUAUCGUGAAAACAAAACACAGAAACCGAAUGAAGCUAGAUCUACUGUCAUCUAUUAUGACAAUCCGCGCAGGUUUAAAACGCGAAGGAAAGUGUUGCAAUAAUUACAUCUUGCCAAAUUCUGUAGUCCAGAAAAUAGGAACGAAAGAAGUGUACUUAAAAUCAGAAGGUGCAGAGGAAACCGACUCUGCUGAAGAUGAUUUUUAACGAUUUUGUAUGUCUUCUAUUAGUUGUUUUGUAAUGAAAAUAAACUAAUUUUAUAAUUCAAUUUACAA